Penicillium cosmopolitanum is the source of this 1092-nucleotide messenger RNA. Its product is annotated as Cytochrome P450 E-class group I. NCBI's taxonomy places the organism in Eukaryota, Fungi, Ascomycota, Eurotiomycetes, Eurotiales, Aspergillaceae. The record is from RefSeq and is a predicted model, not a curated record. Bases 1 to 1092 code for a protein of 363 amino acids. The transcript has 4 exons. Gene Ontology annotation, molecular function: heme binding; oxidoreductase activity, acting on paired donors, with incorporation or reduction of molecular oxygen; iron ion binding.
AUGACGACCAUAGUAAACUAUGAAGGGGCUGUUGAAAGAAUUAAUGCUGUGCUAAUGCGCAAAUUUGGUGAAUUUGCAGACACACUCAGGCUCGUUGACCUUCCGGUUUUCCUACAAUAUUACGCCUUUGAUGUCAUUGCUUCUAUUACGAUGGAUAGGAAUUUCGAUAUGAUGGAGACUGAAAGGGAUCGUACUGGUUUUCUGCACAAAAUCAAAGUUGCCACGAAACAUCAUAUGUCCUUCGGUCCCUUUCCGUUCUUACAUGUUGUACUCGCCAGAGUUGCUGGUUUGCUUAAAAUGAAAAAUCCGCAUAAUGAGCUGUUCCAGUUCAUCGCGGAAUCAGUUGAACGAUUUCGUCAGCUCGGCUCAAAGCCCAGUGAGAACCAGAUGUCUGAACCGUUCCUCGCCAAACUUUUGGAUCUAGAACGGAAAGGGAAAAUCAAUGAAGGAUCUAUUUUCAGUUCAUGUGGUUCCAAUGUCAUCGCUGGGUCUGAUACUACAGCCAUCACUCUAAGUGCGGCUUUCUACUAUAUAUACCGAAACCCAAUUGUUCUUGGGAAGUUACGAGAUGAGAUUGAUGCACGGGAACGGGCAGGGCUAUUAUCGAAUCCAGCUAGGUUCAAAGAAGCCCAACAGAUGCCAUACCUGCAAGCAAUAAUCAAGGAAACGCUUAGGAUGCAUCCGGCCGUGGCCCAAAUGCUUCCACGAGAAGUUCCGCAAAACGGCGUCCUCCUGAGUGGAUAUAAAUUUCCAGCAAAGACACAGGUUGGCAUCAGUGCGUGGGCACUGCACUAUAAUCCAGACCUGAUUGAUUCCCCUCGAGCUUUCCGUCCUGAAAGAUGGCUCGAAGACCACGGACAUACACUACCGAGUUCGGCCUUGAAUUUUGCGUUCGGCGGUGGCUCGCGUAUAUGCCUCGGCAGGAAUAUCAGUCUCCUCGAGCUGACCAAAGUCAUCCCUGAGGUGGUGCGUCAUUUCGAUAUUCGCUUCGAAAAUCCUGAUCAACCAUGGAAACUUGACGUCGGCUGGUUCACCUGGUCCUCGUACAAGUGCUGGAUUGAAAAGAGGAAACCUGCGGAGAGGGCUGUUUGA